UCCGAUAGCUCGGAUAUUCUAUAAACUUCCCCCAACACUUAUACUGUGUUUAUGAAUUCUAUCAUUUUUAAAGUUAUUGUUUUGUGAAACCAAAAAAACUCGCCGUAUAAAAACAGUUUUCAACAGCUAUUUAGAAGUUCUUCUUCGUUUUCCAUCUACGUAGAGAAACGAGCUACUUCAAAUAUGUCUGUGCGAUAAAAAUACUGUCUUCCUUUUGGCUGAAUGAAAGUUUGUUGACGACAUAACUUUGUUCGGAUGCCUUUGUGAAGAAAGCUGAUACCUUUGAUCUAAGACAGGAAAAAGGGUUUGUUAGGGCUGACCACGGGCAUAUUGGGAUGUACAUAGAGAUGAAUGGUACUCGUUUACCUGACGAAAGGAACGGGAACUCCCAUGGGCAUAUUCAACUUGUCCUUGGACCUAUGUUUUCUGGAAAGACGACGGAAUUGAUACGCCGAAUGCGGCGUUAUAAGAUCGCUAAUCUACGCUGCCUAUUGGUUAAGUAUGAGAAAGACGACCGCUACGACGCACAGGACGUAACCACACACGAUCACGCCUCGAUGGCAGCUAUUAAAGCUACAGCACUUAUGGACGUUGAGAACGAGGCUAAGAAACAUGACGUCAUCGGAAUUGACGAGGGACAAUUUUUUCCUGACACGGUCGCCUUUGCCGAACGUAUGGCAAGCCAGGGCAGAGUUGUAAUUGUGGCCGCUUUAGAUGGAACUUUCCAACGCAAAGGUUUCGCAAACAUACUUGAGCUCGUUCCCCUUUCCGAAUCUGUCAUUAAGCUUCAAGCUGUUUGUAUGAUGUGCUACAACGGAGCAGCAUUCACCAAGCGUAUUGGCAAUGAAACAGAGCUUGAAGUUAUCGGUGGUGCGGACAAAUACAUGGCCGUUUGCCGAAUUUGCUACACAAAGGACCCUGCGGAUAAAAAAAAGUAGAGAUAAUAAUCAGGCGAUCAAGCAAAGCUGAUAUGGCGUAAAGGUUAUUAUCGUAUCAGUUAGUUACGCAUGUAUAUGACCUAACUACUUUAUUAGACUAAUGGGUUACUGCAGAAGUUAAUCUUUUCGGAGAGGUAUACAACCUGCCACAUGUUUGAACGGUGAGGGAGAUUCAAUAUAGAUUGGAUAUGUUUAUCGGUUUAUAAUUUGCAGGAUCAAGCUUCGAAUCUUCUACUUUAGUAAAAUAGUCAUACCUACAUGAUUAGAAUAUUUAAUUUUCAUGGAGAAAAUUGAUGCAAAAAGUGACUCAGAAUUUAAUUUAGAAAAUGCGCCUUCCGAUGAAGAUCUACCUUUGAUGAACAGUUGCCCGAUUAAAAACGUGCGCAUACUGUACAAUUAAAAAAGGACGAUGGUCAAAAGAGAAAUAUAUUCCCGUUACAAAAUUUUACAAGAUAACAACAUAGUUCAAUCGUCGAUUAAUGCGAUAGUAGGCCGAUUAAUAUGUAAAUAUUAUCUUAUCAUACCGCCUAAAUGGACCAGCAUGUGCCAUGCAUUCAAUUUUCAUUAGCCAUAUCCCCGCAUAGGGGCGAUGUUCCAGACAAUUUGGUCAUACUUCCUCAGGUGUUGACGAGAAUCCUCGCAUUCUAUGAUCGAAGCACGACCCUACAUGUAUUAAUUCUAUGUCAAUCCUAAGAAUCCGAGUGUUCCUUUAUGUCGUAUUCACGUACAUACUCUAAGACGUUCAUUCAGAAUAUCUCUUAGCUACAAUACGCUGCUCUGAUGAGCUACUUCAUCGGUAGUAAUGUUUUCUCAGCGGAAGAAAAUGAAUACAACGUAUAUUUAGUUUAAUUAUUAUUAAUUAA
This is a messenger RNA of Varroa destructor (honeybee mite), 1801 nucleotides long. Its product is annotated as thymidine kinase, cytosolic-like. Gene Ontology annotation, molecular function: ATP binding; thymidine kinase activity. The record is from RefSeq and is a predicted model, not a curated record. Lineage: Eukaryota; Metazoa; Arthropoda; Arachnida; Mesostigmata; Varroidae. Gene Ontology annotation, biological process: thymidine metabolic process.